Messenger RNA from Salvelinus fontinalis (brook trout), 2214 nucleotides. RefSeq names its product BCL2 like 12 (gene bcl2l12). The record is from RefSeq and is a predicted model, not a curated record. The coding region runs from base 608 to 1960 and encodes 450 amino acids. The transcript has 8 exons. Gene Ontology annotation, biological process: regulation of apoptotic process. Lineage: Eukaryota; Metazoa; Chordata; Actinopteri; Salmoniformes; Salmonidae.
UUGGUAGUGAGUGGAAACGCCAAAGGGGUGCUUCACAUUUAUACGUCCAGUGAAAUAUCUGUCUCAUUUGUAGUUGUAGCAUUUUUGACAUUUCCGAGUUUCCUAGUUCCGACUAGUAGUUGAACGCGGCUCAAGUGGGGAUCGGGGAUUUCUAUUGGAGAAGUAAUUUCUGCCUAUCUUCAUACUGUACUGACUUUGACGUAAUUUGUCUCAGUUUGGAUAUGCGGAAAACUGGAACUUCGAGUUUAAUUUGGUCAAGAGCGGUUGACUUGAAAUUCACCCACAAAAGUAGCUAGCAAGACUGGAUAAGAAGUAGACAAAUAUGAAGAGCAUUCUGCGAGGACUGACAAUAGUGGAAGCGAAUGAAAACAUGUAACGUUAGCUAGCUAUAUAUGUCUUAGUCUUCUAUCGAAUUAAUACAACUUUACAGCGAUAGCCUGCUGUUGCUAGCUUGAAGUUGAAGAAGUGGAGUGGAGAGGAGAUGAACGCUUAGCACUAUAUAUAUUUUUUUAUUUUAUUUUAGAAAAGUUAAUAUUACUCACUGGGACGUUUUGCUUAUGAGGACUCCGAUUCGGCGUGGAGCAGUCAGGGCCGAACCACCACAGUGAUGUCAGCUGAUGCGCUCAAUCCUACCUCUCCCAACCCCUCAGUGAUGUCAACUGAUGCGCUCAACCCUACCUCUCCCAACCCCUCAGUGAUGUCAACUGAUGCGCUCAAUCCUACCUCUCCCAACCCCUCAGUGAUGUCAACUGAUGCGCUCAACCCUACCUCUCCCAACCCCUCAGUGAUGUCAACUGAUGCGCUCAACCCUACCUCUCCCAACCCCUCUGUCUCGUCCAUCUCUCUGGUUGAGAUCAAGGCAGACUCUCGUCUGGUGCUGAAAGCUUUCCUCCGCAGCGCACUCUCUAAUCCUUCAGCCGACCGACUUGGGACGGUGGGGGGAAGCUACAAAGACCACAACAAGUACAGUGCAAAGGAGUCUAGGAAGCGGCCGGACAAUGGCUGGGACUCUCUGGAUGAAGCAAUCAGCUCAGUAGAGGAGAAGAAACACGGCUUGAAGGACCUCAUUAAGAGACGACUGCAGCCACGGGCCUCCAACCUGCCCCUCCGUCGCUCAGCUAAAGACAGUGGUGCAGACCAGACACAAAAUGGUGGCUCCUUGGAGAAGGAUGGAAGACCAAACCGAACCAACCCAGGCCUGCCAGGCUUCUUCAGAGACCAACUCGAGGAAGACGUUAGGUUUCCCUCCAUGUCAGAUGAAGAAGGGAACGAUCCGAAACAGCAGAAAAAGGCAAAGAAGUUGAAGAGCCAGAUCUCCUCUUUCUUCAGCAUAAAAAAGAAGCCAGAAAAGGAUAAAGACAAGGAUGAGACACGUCUUCAGAGGCCAUCCACACUGACCAUCGGCGUAGGGCCAGUACCCGGGGCGCCAGUCAUCUCUCCCACACACCCUCCUAAGUUCUAUGAGGAGGUGGCUGAUACUCUGGACAGGAUUGCUCAGCGGUCCCACAGUAUGAAGAGACCCCAAAGGUCCAGCCCACGACCCAGCCCUGCUACCACCCCGGUCAAACCUCCCCCUGAACCUGACAAAGAAGAAAUGGUGCGCCAGCUGGUCCAGGUACUGUCUAUGGAAGGGGACGCCAUCAACUACAAGAUCCAGUCGGACCCCUUCCUGCGCUCCACGCUGAACCGUCUCUCAUACCCGUCCUUCGCCAAGCUCCUGGACACCUUCGCCAGCCAGGAACAGGCCACGCCCUCACCUCUGCCGCCUCCCUCCAGCAGCCCCACGCUGAGACGAGUGGCCGUCACCAUGGAGGUCUCGCGGCGUGUCGUCACGGCGACAGGGAUGCAGCGCAUGCAGGGCUACGCAGAGCGCUAUAUGGAGAACUUUGCCCCCUGGGUGAAGAGCCAUGGAGGAUGGGAAAGUAUUGUCCAGUUGGAAGAGAUUUUGGAGUGCGACUGACAACCCUACACCAUCAAGGCAGCUCGGAAAUCCUCACUACUUCCUUUUAACGGUGAACUCUAAUCUAUGACUAAGGCUUGGAGUUGUGUCCUAUCAGGUCAGGUACAACUCAAGGCCCUUCCUGACCUCAGUUUCUCCUGUGGUGAGAGACGGAGAAGGCAUGAAUUAUGUCACUUGUAUUUGUCUGAGAAUCAUGUGUACUUCUAAAAAAUAAUUUUUUUAUCAAUGUUUUUCUAUAAACGUGUUUUACAAAA